Molecule: messenger RNA, 3194 nt
Organism: Chara braunii
Lineage: Eukaryota; Viridiplantae; Streptophyta; Charophyceae; Charales; Characeae
Source: the annotation of a GenBank genome assembly
GUCAGCGACGAGGCUUUGUACGAGAUCGCCCGACAGAGUCAACAGAAGUUCGAGAGCGAUCAAAUGGAGAGGGUUGCCUGGUACGAGGCGGAGCAAGGACUCGAUGUGCCUUGCACGGGUGGAGGAGAGGCGGGGCGGCAGCCCCUGGAGGGAGCGUCAGGAGGGGUCGGGGGAGAUGGUGGAGGUGGAGACACGAAGGAGGGCGCGAUCGAUGUCGAUUGCGAGGCGCGUGUCCCGGGCGAGCAGGGAGUCCUGGGACACAUGGACGUGCCUGAGGUUUAUCCAGGCACUAGGGAGAGGAUGGAGGACUUUUUUAGGCGAGCAACCAAGGGACCUGUAGGGGAGGGUUCUUCCAAGAGGAAGAAAGGUGGAACAGAUCCGGCCGCCGCCCCAGCUGGGAAGAGGCUUUGCCAGCAGAAGGUCACUGACGUCUACAGUGGCGAGUGGGUUGCUCGGCACAAGAAGGCAUUCCUUCGCUGGCUCUAUUCCAGUGGGGUCCCCUUCAAUGCCUUCCGCAACCAGGCUUGGAAGGCAUACCAGCAGGUCCUUCUUGAGCAGCCUGGCAGUUCCCCGCGCGUUGUGCUCCCCAGCCACAGCGAGAUUGCGAGUAUGCAGGCGGUGGAGACCCACCGUGAGGAGCUGGCGGAAGAGUUGGAGGAGGUGAGGCAGCCAUUCUGGAUCACUGGUGCCACCCUCCUCUCCGACGGGAGGAAAUCACGAGACGGGAGACCGAUCGUGAAUUUCCUUGCCGCCAGCUCGCGAGGGGUCGUCGUCUACACGACGAUCAAUCGCGACGGCGAGCCGGACGAUGCAGUGCACGUUCUUCGGAGAUGGGCUCGCACACAGCACAUGCUGGAGCCUGCUCACUGCGCGGGGUUCUUACUGAACCCCCGCAGGCGACAUGUUGAGUACUUUUCGGGCGAGGUGAGGGAUUACCCUCGUUGGCUUGUGAGGCAAGCCAAGAGGUACAUUUUGACGCAGACGGGUUUCGAGGAGGAUGGUAUGGAGUACAUCAUUGCAUGUCGGCAGUUUGAGGACUUCCACAUGCAGCAGGGCACAUUUGGGGAUUGGGGAGGGGGGGAGGGGCGUACUCGUGGGCGUGCUUGCAGCGGUGACAGGGAGACGAUUGAGUGCGCGUCCAGGUGGUCUCAGUACGGGUCUGGCGCGCCUGAGUUGCAGCGCUGCGCUCUUCGUGUGAUCCACAUGUGGUCUUGCGCCUCUCCAGCGGAGAGGAACUGGGCAGUCCACGAGGGCAUUCACACGAAGAAGCGCAACCAGUUGGCCUUUGAGAAGGUCGUUCAGCUCGUUGAGAUCACCGCGAAUGUGCGGUUGUCGGAGUAUCGGCGGGCUGGGACAGAGAGGGAGAUGAUGGGGGGAGAGGAGGAGUUGUGGGGACCGUUCGGGGAGGUCGCUUCCACGGGCGUCACAGGAGCGCGGGCGACGAGCCCUGAUCCGACGAGGCGGGAGUCGUCCGUGCCGCCACCUUCUGCUCCGAGUCCUGCACUGCCAUCGCCCGUCUCGCCAUAUGAGCCGACCACAGCAGCAGAGGACACGGAGGAGUUGGCGUCCUCUUUGCCUCAGCGCGGACUACUCCACAGAGGCGGGGCAGUCCGACAACUGAGGUUACGAUCACCUUCUCCGGGGGUCUUGCAGGAGGAGGGGGGACCGUCGGCAGCAGCAGUGGAGGGGGAGAUAGCGGUGGAGGGGGGAUUGGUGGACACGACGAUUGCAGGUCUGGUGGACCAGAUAGCUGUAGCAGCAGCGGCUUCAUUGCUAGAGGAGCUGGCAGCUUCGGCAGGAGCGGCUGGAGGAGCAGCGGGAGGAGCAACUGGAGGAGCAGCUGCACAGGAUGGGCUUGUGGCUGCAGCAGUCGGAGCAGUUGGAGGAGCAGAUGCAGUGGAAGGGGGAGUGCUAGGAGCAAUGGGGGAGAUAGGGGCAGAGGCGGAGGUGUCGCGUGGGGGCGGCGACGAGCGCCUCAUGCAGCAGUUCCUCACGGAGCAGUACGAUCCGUCGCAGCCGGUGCCGGUGGCAGUGCAUGGUGUGCCGCCGCCCGUUAUCACGGAUUUGGGGUCUGAGCCGGUGGUUGCGCCACCGCGUCUUCCUAGUCACUUUGCUCCGCAGGAGGUCCGUCGUCCUUUGGAUGCAGACGAGUUGGCGAGAGAGGCUGUCCGCGAUGUGACUCGCUUGGACCGGUGGAUCUUUGACCAGAGGCUGCAGCAUCCAGCAUGGCAGGCGAUCCCUCCAGUUCCAUGGGGUCCUGCAUCGCCGGUGUGGUCUGGGUCUACCUCCAUCGGAGCACGUACGGGGGAAGAUGUUCCAGGGGUUUCAGGUGGCGUCGUGGAGACGGCGCCACGUACACGAGAUAUGCCACCCCCUCCUCCUAGACCACCUGUAGGUGAUCCGUCAUCAUCGCCCACAGGCAGAGGCUCUCGAUCUCCACACACGCCUGGGAGGGCUAGGAUUCGGGACACUACAGCCGAUGUGGGGGACGUGAGUGACACAGCGUUGUUCGGGAGGACACACAUAGAUUUGGAUUCCACUCGCCGUGUCACGGAGCACACUGCACGUCUACAGCCGAAUUCAGGACGCCGCGGUGGCAGGAUGACCGCAGCGAGGGAGGUGGGAGCAUCAGGUUGUGAGCCUCAGCGAGGUCGCGACAGAGGAGUGUCCGCCGAUAGCUUGGAGUACGCUCUGAGAGCAGCGACGCGUGCCGUACUUGAGCAGACUCCACGCAAGCGCAGAGUGCCUCCUCGUCCACGCCCCGUGCCCGCACAGGGAGGAGAUGCACUUGAAGAGACUUCGAGGGCAGAGGGGUUGGGGAUGCCUCGUGGAUCGCGCCGUGAGCAGACGGUUGAAGAGGCUACUGCGAGGGUUGUUGUGUUGAGGAAGGCAGGAGCCCCUGUCACCAUCGAGGAGGAUGAUCCUGAGACAGAUGUGGCAGUGCGGGAGGACGAGGACUAUGAGGGUGAGGAGGAGGGAGAGGAGGAGAGUGAGAGAGGUUCCGAUGGUGACUACGACGACGCCCAGCACGAGCCCCCACCUCUUCCACCGAUGCGUGCAGCCAGACGGCGCGCUGCUCAAACUUCUUCAUCAGCACGAGGGAGGAGGAGUUCGACAUCCGGCACGCGAAGGGGUACGAGGAGACAGAGCGGGAAGGGGAAGAAGUGUCAUUGACUGAUGAGUCCAACACUCCU